Messenger RNA from Salvia splendens (bonfire salvia), 1491 nucleotides. RefSeq names its product mitochondrial arginine transporter BAC1-like. Gene Ontology annotation, molecular function: L-ornithine transmembrane transporter activity. NCBI's taxonomy places the organism in Eukaryota, Viridiplantae, Streptophyta, Magnoliopsida, Lamiales, Lamiaceae. Gene Ontology annotation, biological process: mitochondrial L-ornithine transmembrane transport. The transcript is spliced from 8 exons. The coding region runs from base 271 to 1194 and encodes 307 amino acids. The record is from RefSeq and is a predicted model, not a curated record.
AUUGGUUCUAGGCUUCAAGCAAAAGCGUGCUAACCGUUUAUAAUCAGGGCACCAGACAAAAUUCCACCAAAGCGCGCUAACCGUCUUUCUCAGCUGCCGACCUAUCUCCACUGCCGCUCCGCCGCCGCCAGAGUUUUAUCAACCGUGAGAAUCUGAUCGCAUAGUUAGUACAAUCGAGAAGAUGAUACUGCCCAAUGCGGUUUCUCAUAGAUUAGUCACGGGAUUUUGAGUUUCUGGAGUGAGAGAGUGUUCAUAUAAGAGAAUACAGAAAUGGGGGAGAAUGCGGGUUUUGUGUCGGGUUACAAGGAGUAUGUUGCAGGUAUGCUGGCCGGAGUUGCCACUGUCAUUGUUGGUCAUCCAUUCGAUACCGUCAAGGUGAAGCUGCAAAAACAUAAUACUGAAGCUAAGGGGAUCAAGUACAAGAAUGGUUUGCACUGUACUACAAGAAUAUUGAAGACGGAAGGAGUGAAAGGGCUCUAUCGUGGCGCAACGUCUUCUUUUGUGGGAAUGGCCUUUGAAAGUUCACUAGCCUUUGGAAUCUAUUCCCAGACAAAACACUUUCUUCAGGGAACAACACAAAGUGGAAAGCCACAGCUUCUUGCCAUAAUUCCUUCAGGAGCUUUUGCUGGAGGUGUUGUUAGCUUUAUACUCUGCCCAUCCGAGCUGGUAAAGUGUAGAAUGCAAGUUCAAGGCGCUGACUCUUUCCUUCAAAGUACAAGUCGGUACAGCAGUCCGAUCGAUUGUGCCCUUAAAACUGUAAAAAGCGAAGGGCUUACAGGCAUUUUCCGUGGAGGAGGUGCCACGUUUCUUAGAGAAUUUAUUGGAAAUGCUGUCUUCUUUAGCACCUAUGAGUACGUGAGCUAUUACAUGCAUAAACCACUCAGGGAUGCCUCCUCUGAUCUAACCCAUGUGAUUGAUGUCGGAGUUGGAAUUUUUAGUGGCGGUCUUGGUGGGAUAGCUUGUUGGUCUGCUGUUCUACCAUUAGAUGUUGCAAAGACAAUAAUCCAAACUUCACCGGACAAAAACCAUACAAGAAAUCCAGUCCAGGUUCUUGAAUUGAUAUAUCGGAGAUCUGGAAUCAGAGGAUGCUAUACAGGACUUGGUCCUACAAUAGUUAGAGCCUUUCCCGCUAACGCUGCUGCUAUUGUCACAUGGGAACUGGCUAUGAAAAUUCUGGGGAUCAAGCAUGAUUAAGCCUGGUGUGCCGUCUGAGGACAUAAUUGCUGAUUAUAUUUCUGGUUACUCUAAAAGAGAUGGUGCUACUUUUUAUCAGUACUAAGUUUGAUUCCACCAAGAUUACUCCCAAUAUUGCACAAUAGUCUCAAAGUGAUCUUAUAAAAUUUACAUAAAAAAUCUAUUAUGGUCCAAUCAUACUCGGCUUAUAAAUGAUUGGAUCAGUUUGUACUAGUAAGGACUAAGCAUAUAUCAUGGACAAGUGCAUAUGAAAUUCUGUUCUGGAUGUGUUCAGUUCAACGUAUUAUUUUCUUUUUA